AUGAAGCUCCACUGGCUGCUAUUUGCAGUCGUACUGAUCUGUGCCCUGUACACCACUUCGGGCACCACUACCACCAGCACCAGCACCACAACUGAUUCCAGCACCAGCACCAGCACCACCACCGCCUCCUCGUCCUCGUCCUCGUCCUCGGACACCACCGAGGCCAGCAGCAGCAGCAGCGAUUCGGCCACCAGUUCUAGCUCAUCGUCCAGCUCCAGCAGCUCGUCCUCUAAGAAGAAGAAGGCUGCCGCCAGGAGAAGGGCCAGGAGAAAGGCCUCCAAGAAAAGGGCGGAAAAAAGGAGGCGUAACCGUAACAGGCGUAACCGUAACCGGGGUUAG
Messenger RNA from Drosophila santomea, 339 nucleotides. RefSeq lists its product as uncharacterized. The transcript has a single exon. The coding region runs from base 1 to 339 and encodes 112 amino acids. The record is from RefSeq and is a predicted model, not a curated record. Lineage: Eukaryota; Metazoa; Arthropoda; Insecta; Diptera; Drosophilidae.